Molecule: messenger RNA, 6021 nt
Organism: Drosophila eugracilis
Lineage: Eukaryota; Metazoa; Arthropoda; Insecta; Diptera; Drosophilidae
Gene: GluClalpha
Product: glutamate-gated chloride channel
Exons: 12
Coding region: 419-2113 (564 amino acids)
Biological process (GO): chemical synaptic transmission; regulation of membrane potential; signal transduction
Cellular component (GO): neuron projection; membrane; synapse
Molecular function (GO): neurotransmitter receptor activity; transmembrane signaling receptor activity; extracellular ligand-gated monoatomic ion channel activity
Source: RefSeq, a predicted model, not a curated record
GAACUGCGAGGUCCGUCAGUCAGGUGCAGACAGUUGACGUGUUCGGUUGACAAAGGCGGAAACGUGCACUAGUUUAUUUGGCCAAAUAAAAAAUAUCAACUGACACACACAGUGCGCUUGAGAGAGCAGGACAGCAGAAGCAGCGGUCGAGAGCGAGAUUCCAGAUAGCCAGUUAAAUAAAAUAAAUAACAAAAACAAGAUACAAAAAACAGCAGCGAUGUCAAGAGCAACUAGAUAAAUGAUAAAUAAAAAUGUGUAAAAUAAUUGCGACAACUACUGGCAAAUAGCAAAUAGAGCAAGACAAACAGCAGCAGCAGCAGCAACAACAAGCGCCUGUGUGUCCGUGUGUGUGUGUGUGAGCGAGCGAGAGAGAGAGAGAGCGAGAGCGCGCGAGUGUGAGUGUGUGAGUGCUUUGUACAUGUGCCAGUGUCUGUGUGCGUGUCACAUAUCAGCAGAAGAAAAAUCAGCGGCAGCAGCAGCAGCAGGAAAAGCAGCCAAGAAGCAGCAGCAGCAGCAGUGGAAAAGCGCGCAGCCAAGCAGGAAAAUUCGUAAACCAAGUUGGCAGAGGAAAAGCAGCGAGCCAGCGAAGGAAAAGCAGCGCAGCAGCAGCGACGCUAGCAGAAGGUCGCACCGCCCACCACAAGGAGGAGGAGGAGGCUGUCACGCCGCCCCCAACACUCAACCACAUCCAGGAAGCAGGACGCACACCAAAUACACCAACCACAUCACUAAAAUCCCCAACAUGGGCAGCGGACAUUAUUUCUGGGCGAUCUUAUACUUUGCCAGCCUGUGCAGUGCUUCACUAGCAAAUAAUGCCAAAAUAAAUUUCCGAGAAAAGGAGAAAAAAGUCUUAGAUCAAAUUUUAGGUGCAGGCAAAUACGACGCCCGUAUACGACCAUCCGGAAUAAAUGGCACAGAUGGUCCCGCCAUAGUCAGAAUCAAUCUAUUCGUACGCAGUAUUAUGACGAUUAGUGAUAUUAAAAUGGAGUACAGUGUGCAGUUAACCUUCCGUGAACAGUGGACGGAUGAACGCCUCAAGUUCGACGAUAUCCAGGGUCGCCUGAAAUAUCUCACCCUAACGGAGGCAAACCGCGUGUGGAUGCCCGAUCUUUUCUUCUCGAACGAGAAGGAGGGACACUUCCACAACAUCAUCAUGCCCAAUGUGUAUAUUCGCAUCUUCCCCAACGGCUCAGUGCUAUAUAGUAUACGUAUCUCGCUGACAUUGGCCUGUCCAAUGAACUUGAAGCUAUACCCGCUGGAUAGACAGAUCUGUUCACUUAGGAUGGCUAGCUAUGGCUGGACCACCAACGACUUGGUCUUCCUGUGGAAGGAGGGCGAUCCCGUGCAGGUGGUGAAGAACUUACACCUACCUCGCUUCACACUGGAGAAGUUUCUGACUGAUUACUGCAACAGUAAAACCAAUACUGGUGAAUACAGUUGCCUCAAAGUCGAUCUACUAUUCAAGCGAGAAUUCUCAUAUUACUUAAUACAAAUUUAUAUACCAUGCUGUAUGUUGGUCAUUGUAUCAUGGGUAUCAUUCUGGCUGGAUCAAGGAGCAGUGCCGGCGCGUGUGUCACUGGGUGUGACCACCCUACUGACCAUGGCCACCCAGACGUCGGGCAUCAACGCCUCACUGCCGCCCGUCUCCUAUACGAAGGCCAUCGAUGUGUGGACAGGCGUGUGUCUGACGUUCGUGUUCGGGGCCCUGCUCGAGUUCGCCCUGGUGAACUAUGCAUCCCGUUCAGGUUCGAAUAAAGCUAACAUGCAUAAGGAGAAUAUGAAAAAGAAGCGCCGUGAUCUGGAGCAGGCCAGUUUAGAUGCCGCUUCAGAUCUGCUAGAUACAGAUAGCAAUGCAACGUUCGCAAUGAAACCGCUAGUACGUCAUCCGGGCGAUCCAUUGGCCCUGGAGAAGCGGCUCCAGUGCGAGGUGCACAUGCAGGCCCCGAAGCGACCCAACUGCUGCAAGACCUGGCUAUCCAAGUUCCCAACAAGACAAUGUUCUAGAUCCAAGAGAAUCGAUGUUAUAUCGCGGAUCACCUUCCCGCUGGUCUUCGCCCUGUUCAACCUGGUCUACUGGAGCACAUAUCUCUUCAGAGAGGAGGAGGAUGAGUAAAUGCCGUUACCUAUUGCCAAAAAAACCAAUUACUUUAUAGAAGAGUUGGCGCUAUUGGCCAACACGAAUGUACUAACCUAUUUCUUUUUUUCAUUCUUUUCCAUUUCGGUUGUCUUCAUUUCAUGCUUUGUGUUGUAUGCUUAUGGCUUUGUUGGCUUCAUUUCGAAUUUGAUUGAUUUCUUGAUUGACACCUUGAUUGAAUGGUUUUAACCACUAAAGGACCUUCUAAGGCGCGUCUCUGAAAUCCAGUGGCUAUGUAGAAUCUAAUACGAAAUUAACUAAUUAUACCAUUAACGAGAUCGAGGAACACUAUCUGCUAUAUAUAAAUAUAUAUAUAUACCUACUAUAUAUGUAUGGUUAUGUCUCGGAAAAGUGCAGUAUAGUUAAGAACGGUAUCCGGCAAGGCUCCAUGGCACUUCCACUAAAGAAAAACGAAUAAUGUUUUGAUGAAAUGAAUGGCAAAAUUCUAGUUAAUUGUAAGUUAAAUUGAUCAAGAGUGACUGCAUAGUAGAUAAUGUUAUGAAUAAUGAAUACGAUACACACACACACACACCAACACUCACACCACAACACUUGUUUGACUUGAUUUGUUUUUGAGGAUGCUCCAAAUUGUUACAAAUUGAUUAAUUAUUUUAGCUGGUAAUCGACGAUAAUCGAGUUUUGUUCCGGACUCUAGCUUAGUUCUAAACAAAAUUGCAAUUGAUUUGUACUUAAAUGCGUUAAGUUAGUUAAGCCGCAAAGAGCGAGGUCGGAGGUCGUAGAUGAUUCGACGUUUUGUAAAUAUGUCAUACAAUAAGUUUUAAGCGAACUAGUUUAAAUCAAUUCUAAUUGUAAAAAGCGUGUAGAUAAAUUUAAGUUUAGUCGAUAAACGAACAACUAACCGAAGCGAGAGAAUCUAGGUAAAUUCUAUUUAAUUAUGUUCACCAUCGAAGUAAAUAAAAAAUCGAAAACGAAUCGAAAAUAUCGAAGAAUCCUUCAAAGCACACAGAAAACCAAAAAAACAGAAUUUUUAUUUUCCCAUUAUUUGCCCAAAGAAAAAACUCUACUCUUAACUGAUAAUAAGUUCACCUGAAACUGAAACUAAAACUGGUGGGUAUUUGCAAGUUAUUUUUAUCUAAACCUUAUUAGAAACUUUCUUAAUUAUUUCUAUAAAUAUAACUAAGUACGGCUUGCUUUUGAUUUUAGAGUUGAAUUUUUAUAGUAGUUAAAUUGUUCUUGUACUCGAAGAGGGUUAAUUAAAGCCCUCUAAUUCUGAUUCCUGUUUGGUUUGAAUCCUUAGAAUAUUAUAAUAAAUUUACAAUCAACUAAUUAUGUAUUGGGUCGCCAGAGGCCACUUAGCUAGUUAAUUUCCUUAAUUAGAUUUACAAAAUAAAAAUUAUACAACAUGCCAACCAUAAACCAAUUAACAGACAAUACUAAAUAUUUUAUCAUGUAGUAGAAGUCCCUAACGAAAACUUAAUGAAUACUACACAUAAACGUAUCGAGAUCAGUAUUAUAAGCCAUAAAUUAGAUCAAGAUCAAGAUCUUGAUGUACGAUUCUUUUCAUAUCCAAGAAAUAAGAAAUACCUUUGGUUAUUUAAGUGCCUUUUGUAUGCCAAGGAGACUUCUCCCCACACUUUCUUCCCUCCUCAAGCUCUCUCUCUCUCUAGCUCUCUCUCUCUCUAUUUUCCUCUCUUUUAACUAAAAAUAUUAUCCUUAUCCUUUCACACUGAAAAUAUCAAUCCCAACUAGAGAAAUGCACUAACCGACACCAUUAACUAUGCAGCUCUAAUUUUAGAAUUAUGAAUAAAGCGAAUUCUACAUAGCAACAACAGAAACAGAACCAGAACCAGAACCACAAUAACAACUUAAAUCCUUCAGAUAAAAUCAAAUAAAAUAUAUAUUUUCGUAGUUUUCUAAUAUUUUUUAAUUAACUUGAAGCCUGUUUUAUUCUCAUGAUUGUUUUUAAAUAUUAUAUUUUUUGGUUUCGGAAAUGCUUUUUCGUUUGCUAUCAUUUAUAAUCUAAAGGUAAGAAAUUAAACGUAAAAAACGAAAUCAAAAAUCAAUUGAAACUUAUUCUAAUAUAUAUAGAGACACUACACAAAGGCACCCUGCAUAAUAAUUGUUGUCAUUAAACAAGCGUCAUAAGUACGAUCAGAACAUUAAGAGAAAAAACAAACCGAAAAUCGGAUAAUAUUUAUAGAUACUUUCAUGUUGUAAAAGUUGUGCCAAGCAAAAUGAGAAACCAAAAAAAAAUAGUCAAAGAAUAUCGAAAGAGAUCGCGAAUUAUAACUAUAACUCUAGGCUAUAGUUGUAUUGUAUAUGAAGCUAUUGAACAUACAGGGUUUUUAAAUGUGAGCAUAUAGUUGAUGAACUUGAAAAAGAUUCAGAAAAAAUGAAAGAAAGAAGAAGGAAGAAGCUAAUUGAUUGAAAUGCGUUGAUUGAUGUACUAGAAGAAGAAAAAUAAUCACAAUGAUGGUAAAGGAAGAAAAAAACAAUUAAAUUAGAUCAUAAAGAACAAUGGGUGGGCGAAACACUGAUUUCGGCAUUUAUUUUUAGUGGAAAAACAUACUUAGGUUGUGUGCUGCUCUUCGUUUGCCGUUCUCCAAUUCGGUCAAUUAUCAUUUUUUUCCCCGGCAAAUCGUUUAGCAGCGGCAGUCCAGUUCAAUGUAAAUAGUUUGGGUCAGAACAUGUAAAUGUCAUUUAAUGGUUAGGUUAACGAGAAACACAACUACGGGAAAUCGUAAACACGAAAUGUGCACAACUUUAUAUAUAUAUAUAUAUUAUAUAUAGAUGCGUUCCAAAAAGACUUAAAGGUUUUGAUUAACAAAAGAGAUGCAUAGAGAUUAAAUCAUUUACCAAUGCGAUGUAAACACGAGAUGAAGGUCAAGUUGAAGAUGAACUAUGCGAACGAGUAGAUCCUAAGUUAACGUAUGUGUAGUUCUUAAGAGGCAGUUCGAGAAAAAAAAACAGACUAGUUAAAAAGCAUUCACAUAACUAAGCUACUAAGCGCCACGGCAAAUUGCAUUCACCACCCACUAUCUGAACUCACUUGAACCACUCACUAACUCAAUCACUCACUAACCACUUACACCACCCACUCGAUGUUUAAUCUUUGCUAACGACACGAAGAAAAUCAAAAAGACACCCAAAUCGAAGUCAAAAACAAAACUAAUCUUUGCACAGUUUGAAGGGGCAAACGAGUUUGAGUAAUUGCAAGUUAAAAUUUAGAUAAAUCAUAACACAUAUCUUCCAAAACCAAAAAAGAAAAAAUGAAAAUAUGGGCGACUCAUGGCCCUAUUAAUAACAAUCAAGCAACUCAAACUAUAAUUUCUAGAGAAGAAGUGUAAAUAUACUAAAAACGACAAACAAACCAAAUCAUUUGAAUCGAUGGCGAUCGAAUAGCGAAUCAAUAAACACUGCAAAUCACCUUACUUUAUAGAGCUAAGUCAGGACAUGCACAUGAUCCCCAUACAUGAGAGGAUUUAGCAAAGAUCACUCACCCACACAAAGACACACAAGUUUAGUCUUUAAGACCGAAUCGAUUCGGAAUUUGACAUCGCAUGAACUCCACUGAAGUGCAAUCCAAUCCAAUCCAAUCCAAUCCAAUCCUGGAACAUAACCCAAAAGCCCAGAAAGAAACAACGCCAAAAACCACAAAACAAAUGAAAUUCUAAACGUAAACAUAUAGACCCGGCUAAUAACACAUCAAGGCCGUCGGUGAGAAAUUUAAACAGCAAAUCAAAUGCCUAAGUGAAAGAUUAGUAGCAUAAUUUUACAAAAAAUAGUUGAAAUAAUUGUUGUCACCCGAAAGGAAGGAAAAUCCUAAAAUGGAAACCAGGAAACAAAAACGAAAUAAUUGUGUAAAACCCCCAGAAUAAUGAUGUUUGUGAAAUGUUUAUAAAUAAAUGAUGCAAAACGAAAUGAAA